Messenger RNA from Batrachochytrium dendrobatidis JAM81, 1763 nucleotides. RefSeq lists its product as uncharacterized. Gene Ontology annotation, biological process: transmembrane transport. The transcript has 2 exons. Gene Ontology annotation, cellular component: membrane. Bases 77 to 1669 code for a protein of 530 amino acids. Lineage: Eukaryota; Fungi; Chytridiomycota; Chytridiomycetes; Rhizophydiales. Gene Ontology annotation, molecular function: transmembrane transporter activity. The record is from RefSeq and is a predicted model, not a curated record.
UUUGGGGAGCUUUUUGUUUCUGAAAUUCAGCUUAUUAGGACGGGUCACGCUGUAUCGAGUCUAGUAUUUUUUAAUCAUGUCUGAUUCGACCACUAUUGUAUUGGCCGAAGUUAAACCAGUCGGCGAGUCUGCUGUCUUGUCUACUACUCAAAAACGUGCACAGGCAUUUGCUCAUCUUGACGAUGCCAAACUCGGUUGGUUCCAUCUCCGUGCUACUCUCGUUGCCGGUGUUGGCUUUUUUACCGAUGCUUAUGAUAUUUUUGUUAUUUCGCUUGCUAUGCCCAUGAUUUAUAGAGUGUGGUAUCCAGAUGUUGAUUUUGUCAAGACUCAUCCUCAUCUUGACGCACUCGUAAAAGCAUCAACCAACUGGGGAAACUUUAUUGGCCAAAUUGCAUUUGGAUACCUCGGUGACAAGCUUGGUCGUAAACAAAUGUACGGUGUUGAGCUCAUCAUUAUGAUUGUAUGCACUGUUGGAUCUGCGCUUUCUGCUUCGACUCUACGUGGUAUGGAUGUUCUUACCAUGCUUGCAAUUUGGCGAUUCUUUCUUGGUAUUGGUAUUGGUGGAGAUUAUCCCAUGUCUGCCAUUAUCACAUCCGAAUUUGCCAAUGUUAAACAUCGUGGUAUGCUGAUGGCAGCUGUGUUUGCCAUGCAGGGUGUUGGAAUUCUUGUGGGUGGUAUCAUGACCAUUGUAUUCCUUGCUGCAUUCGAGUCGCACAUUCGUAAUGACAUUCUCAUGUUGGAUUAUGUCUGGCGGUUUAUGCUUGGAUUCGGUGUUGUACCUGCCAUUUUUGCCAUUUACUUCCGGUUGACAAUUCCCGAAACACCUAGAUUCACUGUGGAUGUUGUUGGCGAUGAGGACAAGGCCGUACGCGAUGUAGCUCGAGUCUUGGAAAUGAACAAAACCCUAGACCUUUCAUCCACUUGGGUCGAGCCUGAGAAACCUGAUUCAAAAGACAUUGAUCCCGUCAAGACUAAUACUGUCAAACAAAGCGAUGCUAGUAGUUUCAUGGCACAUUUUGGACAAUGGAAAAACGCACGUGUCUUGAUUGGAACUGCAUACACAUGGUUUGCACUUGAUAUUGCCUGGUACGGUCUAUCGCUCAACCAAGCUACUAUCCUCACGGCCAUCAACUUCAAUGGUGCUAAUGCCAAAUCUCCAUACGAACAGUUUUUCCAAAAAGCAGUUGGUGCAGUCAUUAUUAAUCUUAUGGGAACUGUUCCAGGCUACUGGGUCACUGUUGCUACCAUUGAAAAACUCGGACGUAAACCCAUUCAGUAUAUGGGAUUCGCAGUCAUCACAGUGUGUCUACUUAUUCUAGCAAUAUUCUGGGAUUUUAUGUUGAGCCAUACCACGUAUUUCAUUGUCGUGUAUACCAUUUCUCAAUUCUUUUUCAAUUUCGGACCCAACACCACUACAUUUGUUGUUCCAGGUGAAGUGUUCCCCACUCGCUGGAGAUCAACUGGUCACGGAUUAUCUGCUGCUGCCGGCAAGCUCGGUGCAAUCAUUGGAGUCCAAGCAGUCGGACCCUACUUUACUGAAAAUGCACGAGCAGUCUUGUAUACGUUUGCAGUUGUCAUGGCAACAGGCUGUGCUGCCACAUAUCUGAUCCCAGAAACCAAGGGAAAAACACUCGAGGAGCUAUCAGACGAAAUUGAAAUGGAUGCAUAAUCUAAACCACAUGGAUCUUGAAUGCUAAUAUCCAUGCAAGAUUCCCACCAUCAUGAUAUUAAAUAAAUUCAAACGAAUAUUUAAGCAUUGUCCC